This is a messenger RNA of Heterostelium album PN500, 3756 nucleotides long. Its product is annotated as calcium-binding EGF-like domain-containing protein. The record is from RefSeq and is a predicted model, not a curated record. Lineage: Eukaryota; Evosea; Eumycetozoa; Acytosteliales; Acytosteliaceae. The transcript is spliced from 9 exons. Gene Ontology annotation, biological process: sexual reproduction. The coding region runs from base 1 to 3756 and encodes 1251 amino acids.
AUGACUGAAAAAGUUGUUAUUGAUUCCCAAGUUACAAAGUUAAUUGUUCAAAAUAAAUAUUAUAUCCAUGUUUAUUUAACACCACCAAGUGGUUUUUGUGGAGCUACCAACAAUGCCAGACUUACAGUUGCCAUCGAAGAUUCAACGAUUGUUAGUAACCUAAAAAUAAACUAUACGGUUAUCGAACAAAAGUUAAUACCUUCAUUAGGAUCCGGCACUCAACUGGCGUACUUUGAUUUACAGUAUACCAAAAACACUACAGUAAAUAUUUCCUUUACGAUUGGUUCCACUUAUUAUUCGAUUCCACACACUCUGGGGUGCACCAUACCCACGGUCAGAGUGAAUUCUCUAUCCCAGGGGCUUCUUUCCACGCCUUUCAAUUAUAUUUUGCACGGUGGAGUAAGACUUCCCUCGAGUGCUAACCAGCCUACAGGUUGUGCUUGUGAUACCUAUUCAUGUGCAAUCUACCCGGUGAAGGCGACUACGAAAGAUUGCACCUACCUCAUAAAGUUAACACCUCUAUUAAAAUCAAGUAUUCCCACAACUCUAUCAACACUCUCCCCGAAAGGUUCUAUUCUCACACCAAGGAUCCAAACUACCGACUCCCUUUUAAAUAUAAAUAAUCCGCUAGGCAGUAUCAAUAUCCAAGUCCCAACUGUUCUGCUAUCGGAUAGACUCUAUUUCGGAAGUACCAAUGUCUCACCUUUUUCCAGCAAAAUAAUUCCGCUUCAAGGAAAUCUGCAGAGUGCAUUGAUACAAUAUUCAACUGGUUUCCCUCUAACCAAUUCAACUUACACUUUAGAGUCAUGGGAUUUUGGAAACAACAGCAACAGCAACAACAACAACAACAGCUACCUUUCUCUUCAAUAUAACAUCUCACCACUCGCUAUUAAUGCCCCUUUUUUACAACAAAUCUCAUCACCAAUAUUAGCAAGUUUAUUAUUGUAUUCAGUAGACUAUUUUGACACUUCUUUUCCGAUUAGACUCAAUGAUAAAAUGUUACCGGCAUUUCCUUUUGGCUAUCAAUUUAAUGGAUCAAGUUUUAUUUGUGUUACAAUUUAUCCACCAUAUUUAUCUUCAUCCAGAAUUUCCCAAAUCUUAUACAAUAGAGUUUUAAAUAUGGAUGUCCAGUUUACAUAUAGCCAAUGGGAUAAUUAUACAUUCCCCAUACCAGCUUCAUCUCCACCCAAAUUAAAUAGUAUUAGAAUGGAGCAAUUUGAUUCCUAUUCAUAUGUUCUUCAGCUACAGAUUCAAUCUCAAGCAGAUUUCUAUCAAGCGAUCACAUCAGAUGGAGAUAUUAUCGAUUAUAAAUAUCUAACAGAUGGCAAUUUCACUUUUGGUACAUACGAAAUUUUGGUAAAGAUGAAACCAACGCCUCAGUUAAGUGCCCAAAAAACAUACCAAAUCAUUGAUAUCACAUCAACAAGUUCACUAUUUAUUGAAAAUGCAUUAUAUAGAGCCGAUUUGCCACCUCUUCCAAGUCCACCUUUAUUUUCUAUUGACCCUUUCAAAAUUAGUGAAUUCUACUUUCAACCAAAUAAUCUAGAUAUUAGCGAUGGUUAUCAGGAUACUGUACUCUAUUUCAAUCUCUCUGAUAUGUCAGAUUUAGAUAAAUAUCAAAAGCCCAAAAUUCAAAUUUACUUUCAUGAACACUAUGCCGACGAAAAAUAUAUCUUUGAGGGUAGUUACGAUAGAUCAUUGAACAAGUUUGUUAUUCCCAUUAGAAUAAGAGCAAGACUUUUCUCUGGAUCCAUUAAAUAUACAUUGUUUUCCUAUCCAAAUCCAAUCCCCAAUUCAUUGCUCUAUUCUAUAUACUCAAUUAAAAAUCAAUCACUUUUAAAUGUAACAUCAAAUUUUUCUGAUAAUAUGGGACCAAUGAUUAGUGAUAUUAAAUCAACAGUUCCUUCCCCAUUAAUUUUAAAAUCAGUUACUGUAAUCGGAUGGAAAUUUACAGUUGAAGAUCAUACUGGUUUUGAUUAUGGAGUUGCCAGAGUACAGUCUGAUGAAAUGCACAGACCCACCAAUUUUUCAUUUUCACCAAAUGGCAGAUAUUUCAUUUCCGGUGAUGCCUUUUCAUCUACCUAUGGUAUAGAUUUUAGCAUUCCUUAUCCGUUUGGUAAUUCUACAUUUAGAAUUGACUUUGUCCUCUAUGAUAUUCUUGGAAAUAUGGCUACUUCCUUUGAAGAUUUUACAGACAAAUCCAAUUUUGUCAAUCCAUUCUUUAAUUUACUUAGUUCAAUGGUCUAUCAACAGAGGACCAUUCAAGUAUUUUGUUAUCAACCAUUUCCUUCUUUACAAUUCAAUUGGAUCAGCUCUUUGAGCAUCAGAAGCCCUACAAUCGAUGUUCUACAAACAGCAAAUAUCGAGCUAUAUUUCAAUGUCAAAUAUACACAUCCAAUGAGUACCUUCUACCAACCAGUACCCACAUAUAAUCUACAACCCACUCCAAUUGUCAGCCGUGUAACCUAUGAAAGUUUCAGUAAGAACAUUACAAUCUAUGGAUAUAGAUUGGGAAUCUUAGGAAUAUCAAAUAGCACUCAGGUUUUCGUUAACAAUGGAAGUGGAUACAAACAAUGUCCACUACUAUUUAUCUCUGCCCCAGUUAUUGUUUGUCGAUAUUCAGGUGAUCUACAAUCGAAUUCUAGGUUGCAAGUAAGGGUGAUCAGAUCAGUUGUGUCAGGAGACCUGACAUCAAAUGAAGUUUUAGCAGAGAAUAUCCAAUCAAAACCAUCACAAUCACUUCCAACUCCUUCACCUACAUCUACAACGACUACCACUCCAUGUACCAUGCAAUGUUAUAAUAAUGGUGUUUGUCAAAAUAAUCAAUGUAUAUGUAAACCACCAUAUUGGGGACCAAAUUGUAAUUCACAAACCAUUGGAGUACCAAAUCAACCGGAUGAAACAUCUCCAACUAUUAUCACUGAUAAUUUAGAUAAUUUCUCUUCUGGAGUAUCAAUUGUCGAGCUUAGAGAGAUCAAUCCAACAAUGGAAAUAGCUGCAAGAUACAAUCUUACCAAAUGGGAAUAUCAAAAUAUUACCAAUGUAGAUGAUGAAUAUCAAUCGUAUAGUUAUACUACAAUCAUUUAUUCGAAACCAAUUUCUAGUAUCAUUGUAACUGUCAAUUAUUUCCCAAAACAAACCGAAUAUCAGUUUGCAGGAAAAACAAUUAGCAUGGCACCAAAUUCAGUUAAAUUCUCAAUCACUUUGUUACCAUACCCAUUUUCAGAUCUACUCAAUUCACUUCAGGUUGUAAUCUCGACCAAAGUCCAAUCAAAGUCAUCGUCAGACAGCUGUUCAAAAACAGAGAAAGGAGAGGAUAGUGGUAAUAACCUUCAAUGGAUCAAUAUGAGAAUCAAUGACGUUUCAAUCUAUGGUAGAUUUAUAGAUACAGCUGUGGUAGAUGGUAGAAAUAUUAGAAUUAGAAACACAAUCAUUAGCGAGAGUAACUCUGCAGAAGAAAGUGGUUCUACAACAAAUUCAAUGGAAGUAUUGAUUGCCACCACAGUUCCAUCCUACCAAGUCUUGGCCGAUAUCGAUCCUGAUUUUUCUGUGUUAUUGAAUGACGACGAACUUGAAUGUGGAAAAAAAUCAAACUCUUCAAAUCGAUUGAUUGCCAUCAUAGUUGGAUCUGUUGCCGGAGGUUUGGUCUUAGUUUCCAUUUUAGGUUUAAUUAUUUUCAAAAAAUUUAAAUAUCAAAUGAAAAUAUAUAUGGCAUCUAAAAUCGAAAGAAACAAAAAAGACAUUAGUUUAAACUAA